Messenger RNA from Arachis duranensis, 1535 nucleotides. Its product is annotated as putative Peroxidase 48. Gene Ontology annotation, cellular component: plasmodesma; plant-type cell wall. NCBI's taxonomy places the organism in Eukaryota, Viridiplantae, Streptophyta, Magnoliopsida, Fabales, Fabaceae. The record is from RefSeq and is a predicted model, not a curated record. Gene Ontology annotation, biological process: response to oxidative stress; hydrogen peroxide catabolic process. The transcript is spliced from 4 exons. The coding region runs from base 50 to 1405 and encodes 451 amino acids. Gene Ontology annotation, molecular function: heme binding; peroxidase activity.
CCUAAUUCACUGACAAGAACAAGUUUUGCGAGCACCGAUUGAGCAAAAGAUGGCAACUUUGAUGUCAAAGAUGCUCAAGAAGAUGAGCUUCUUCAUUCUCCUCUUCUGCAUCUUCCUCUCUUUCAACACCAACAACAACAGCAUCAACAGCAGAAUAAGCAUCACCACCACAACCACCUCCUCUUUCUGUAACCCCUCUUCUUCUUCUUCUGCUUCUUCUUGUUCUUCUUCGCACUCUCGUUCUGUUCCUCUGGACUCGUUUUCCAAUUACCCUGUCUCGUUAUCUGUCAAGAUCAAUGGUGGUGUUGGUGAAGAUGAUGACGACGAUGAUGAUGAAUUUGGUGUUCUUGACGCUGGUGAUAAUGAUGAUGAUGACAAAAAUGAUUCUUCUGACGAUGAUGAAGAUGGUGGUGAGUCACUUCAGUAUGAUUACUACCGAAAUUCGUGCCCCAAAGCAGAACGAAUUGUUCGCUCCACCAUGCAACAUAUUCACCGCACCAAACCCUAUUUGAUUCCAGCUAUCCUUCGCCUUGUUUUCCAUGAUUGUUUCAUUCAGGGAUGUGAUGCUUCGGUUUUGUUAGAUGAUGAUGAUUACAUUGAUUCAGAGAAAGAGGCACCUCCCAAUGGAAGCCUCAAAGGUUUUGAUGUAAUUGAAACCAUCAAAUCCAAGCUUGAAGAAGCUUGCCCUAGAAUUGUUUCUUGUGCCGAUAUUCUUGUACUAGCUGCUAGAGACUCUGUGGCUCUGGCUGGUGGCCCCUUCUAUCCAUUAUAUACCGGCCGGAGAGAUGGUUCGAACUCUUAUGCUGACAUUGCAACGUAUGAGCUUCCUUCGCCCUAUUCUGAUUUAUCACACACCCUUAAUUCCUUCAAAGCAAAGGGAUUUGAUGAAAGGGAGAUGGUCACUCUCCUAGUCUGUAUUGGCGAAAUCCACUGCGAAUUCUUCAAAAACCGCCUCUAUAACUUCAGCGGAACCAAUGAACCUGAUCCUUCUAUAGAAGUUGAAUUUCUGAACCUACUGAAAUCAAGAUGCAGUGCAUCAUCUCCCUCAUCUACAUCAGGAUAUACUUCCCACCGCACCCUUUCAUCAACAGCUUUUGAGUCAACUUUUUCCAGUGGCUCCCCUUCUUCCUCAGUAGAAGAGCCAGGAAUUACUAUGGACUUGGAACAACCUCAAUCAGAUUUUGGAAUUACCUACUACCGCAACCUAUUGCAAGGUAGAGGAAUCUUGUAUGCUGAUCAGCAACUACUGGAAGGCGAAGUAACUCGUUAUUGGAUCAAGGAAUAUGCUCUAGAUUCUACUUUGUUCCAUAAACAUUUCGCCCUCGCAAUGAUGAAACUCUCAGAUCUCCAUAUAUUGACACCGCCUAUGGGUAACAUUCGGCUCAAUUGUUCAAAGGUUGCAUGAAAUGUUGCUAAGAAUGAGAUGUUCAUGAAGUGCUUGUAUGCAUAUUACAUUUUGUUGCCAACUGUAACAGAAGAGUAGCUAGAACUUUUAAAAAUUAGUUUCUGUUUCUUAUCAUUCCUAUCAAACUAGU